CACGUGGAACUGUCAGCUGCUCAGUACAAGAUGGCGCUGUCCUGUAGAGGGGUAUGCCGCGGGGCUUCUGUGAUCUUACUGUAUGGAAAACAACCUGUCAGGGUUAAAGCAAGUCUCUGCACACCUAGAUUGGCUUCCACAAAAUCCAGUAGUUUGUGGUUUGUUAGACACUACUCACCUUCACAAGCAAGACAUGGGAUUGGUCGAAGCAUUGUGUCCAGGCUGAAGUGGGUCAAUGAGAAGUAUGAGAGAUUCUUGCAGCGGCGCUUUCCUCGCUUUUAUGCCCUCUAUCACACUUUUAUGAAAGGGUUCCGGCUCCUGUUUCAAGAUGCUCAAGAAGUGAGAAGAAUCGUGACUCGCAUGUUCAGUGACAGCGUAGAGCACCAGAAUGUGCCUUACCGUGAUAUGGAGAAACUCAGGCAGGUCCGCAGGGACUUAAUCAAAGCCAUUCCCUUGGUCAUCAUAUCAAUACCUCCUUUUGCCAACUAUCUGGUCUUUAUCCUUAUGUACUUCUAUCCUCGCCAGCUUCUGAUCCGGCACUUCUGGACCCCACAGCAGCUGGUGGAGUUCCAGGGGGUGUACCACACCCAGAGAGCACAGCACCACUGGGCUAUAGUAAAGGGGCUGGAGAGCACGUCCACUUCUGUCCAAGACAGCCGACUUAAAAGCCGCCUCAUGGAGCUCUGCAGUAAGGUGCGACAUGGAGUCCAUCCUGUAGUGUCUGAUGUCCAUGCAGUGAGAACAUUGUUCUCCGGACCUCCCUUAGGUAUCAAGAAAAUGUAUGCAGAUCAGAUGAGACACCUCUGUCCAUUGCUGUUCCUGACGCCCCGCCUCCCAGCCUUCUGGAUUGGUCAACGCUUGAACAGUCAUGCCUUAGAACUCAUGCAGCUUGACCGCAGCAUCGUUCAAUUAGGCUUGCAUCAGUUAAACGACACAGAGCUCAGAGAGGCAUGUUACGUGAGAGGGCUGAAUCCAGAGCUUCUGAGUCCCGCACAGUGCCGGGAAUGGCUCACACAGUGGUUGCAGUUCUCAACACACCUCAAAGAGUCAGAGACCUCCCUCUAUCUGCACUGUAUGGUACUGCUCACUGUAAACUACCCUAAACACCCACGUCACUGACCUCGAGAGGAAGCAGACGACUCCACCACCACACCCAAAAUGCACCAUGGGAACAAAAUAAUCUUGUAUGCAAAUUGAAGCAGCGCAACACAAGCUUUAUUAUACCAGUCCUUUGGCUUUAUGUUAUGUUACUUUUGUAAUCAAGGGAAUUUUAUGUUUCUGAAUAAUUCUUUUUUAAAUGUUGUGCUUUAAAUUAGUUUUUUGGAGAUUUUGUUUACUUGAGUGAGGAACAGACAGGAGAGACAUUGUCAUUGAAAGAUGCCAUUGAGAUUCUGUAAUUUGUGGAAUAAUUUCAUUAAUUUUUCUUCCAUAGAGACAGGGUGACAAAUACACUCCAAAACAAUACACUGACACUGUGAGAGAGGUUUUAACCACGAGACAAAAAGCACACUGAACAUGUGCCAAAUGCAUCCAUUUGGAAUUAAACCUCAUUGGUCUUGAGACAUUCAUUCUAAAUAUAGUUGUUCGUGGAGCACAAUCAUUUGUGAAUUGUUUUGUGGCAUUUUGUAUACGUUUAAAAUCAGCACUGAACCAAGGACAAGUAUCACCUAUCUUGUUCAUUUUUCUGGUGUAUUAGUAAGACAAACAAUCACUAUUGGGAUGUUUAAUAUGUAAAGCAACCCAGUUUUUAUGGUUUAAAUCUGAUGGAAAAACUGGAAAGAGGUUUACAAAGCCUGGAUACUGGAGAUAAGUGUAUUCUUUAAUAUAUUAAGCUAAGUUCUAUAAUGCAGCAUAUACUCAUUUUAAUUAAGUUUAUGUUAAUAUUUAUUUUUGAAUCCCAAAAUUAUACAAAGAUUAUUGCACCUUGUUAUUUGUUCUAUCCAAUAAGAAGUUGUUUGCUGUGUGCACUGGGCUGUUUGGUCAAAGCAUUAAAGUUAUGCUAAAUAUGUUUUGUCAGAUUCUAAAAUGAUCUUCUUAUUCAGCCUUUUAACAGGUGCCUUUUUACUUAAGAACACAGCUAUAAACAUGGUGCAAUACAUGCUGUUAUCUUUUUAUGUUGCCAAAUGUGUUGCAUUAUUUUGUAUUUUAUAUAUAAAUAGAAUGCUGUUUGGUUCAGUGUUAACAUGUCACUGAAAACUAUGAUAGUACAGUCAACGCAACGUGAAAAUAUCAGAACUUCUAUUAAAAGACUUCAAACUU
Molecule: messenger RNA, 2259 nt
Organism: Rhinichthys klamathensis goyatoka
Lineage: Eukaryota; Metazoa; Chordata; Actinopteri; Cypriniformes; Leuciscidae
Gene: letmd1
Product: LETM1 domain containing 1
Exons: 9
Coding region: 31-1119 (362 amino acids)
Biological process (GO): intracellular monoatomic cation homeostasis
Cellular component (GO): mitochondrial inner membrane
Molecular function (GO): ribosome binding
Source: RefSeq, a predicted model, not a curated record